AUGUUUAGAAACAUCUUAACAAUUCUACUAAUUGCUUCUUUAACAGUCUCAUUAUUUGCCACUCCCACACAUAAAUCAAAAGAACAUGGGAAAAAUGAAAAUUCAGUGUCUUCUGAUAGUAAAAAAAAUGAUACUCUCCAUAAGGAUAAUGAUUAUGUCAAUGUUGAAGAUGGAGAGGAUGAGAAUGACAAUGUUGAGUCGGAUGGUCUUGUUACUGGACAUAUUCUUGUGAACGAUGAUGAAAGCAAUUUGGAUGAUGGAGUUAUGGUAGAUGAGGUAGAAUCUGGUAUGAUUGGUGACAUUCUCGUGUACUUUGGUCCUAUUACAGAGGUAGUCAGUCACGUCACUAAUUCUAUUGCAAAUGGUGCACAUGUAGCUGCAGGGAAGAUAGCUGAUCUUUCUCACAAGACUCAUGAUGUUUACCUUGUAUCAAAAGAUCAAUUUUUGAAGACAGAAGAGAAGGUUGCCAGUAAAGCUCAUGAUAUCUUUCUGUAUACACAAGAAGAGUUUGAGUAUGUUGUUGAUGAAAUGAGAAAAGAAGCUAAUCGUCAUGCUUUAUAUAUUGGAUUACUUUCGGGAAUAUGCUCAUAUUUCUUGAUGUUCCCAGUAGUUCUUUUAUUAAAGAUUUUCUACAAAAAAAUUAGUAAUCAAAGAAGUCGUAUUCCAUUUUUUUGUAGAAAAUCUAAUGGAGAGAAUAAACCUCUCCUAAAAAAAGACAAAUGUGGUGGACCUAUAGACUUUGAUUUAUAA
Messenger RNA from Strongyloides ratti, 750 nucleotides. RefSeq lists its product as hypothetical. NCBI's taxonomy places the organism in Eukaryota, Metazoa, Nematoda, Chromadorea, Rhabditida, Strongyloididae. The record is from RefSeq and is a predicted model, not a curated record. Bases 1 to 750 code for a protein of 249 amino acids. The transcript has 3 exons.